AUGAGCGACUCUGCCGAGAAGGUCGAGCUCUUGCCCGCUCUGUCAGUGCCGGCAUCCGACGGGCCAGCGGCUGGGGAAUUUGACAAGGAGGUUGACAUCCCCAGGCUGGAGGCCCUGCUGAAGGACUACGUUUUUUCACAGAGCAUCGGAACGUUAAAUCCACCGAAGUUCGGCAAAGUACUGGCAGCCAAGAGCGUGAGGGACAGCAAAGAAGACCUUUGUGUCCGCUACAGUGUGGAGUCCAGCGGGCCGGCGGACAGGCCGCCGUACGAAGCUUUGGACGAGCCCGACAUCUUCGAAGAAGUCGUGUACGUGCAAGAUUACAUGAGUAUCUCGAGAGCUCCAAGGCGAUGA
Symbiodinium sp. CCMP2456 is the source of this 354-nucleotide messenger RNA. Lineage: Eukaryota; Dinophyceae; Suessiales; Symbiodiniaceae. The record is from the annotation of a GenBank genome assembly.